CCUUAACGUGCCAUUUUAUUACUAAUGGGCAUAUCUGGAAAUCAAAAUGUCAUCGAUAUACGGGACAGUAUCGCGUUUCUGAGGAUGCCAGCGCUGGACAUCCAUGCGGGUUUCGCCGGAGCAGCGCUGAUUUUGGCCAGUGAAGCUUCCUUGUAGUGAAUCGGAUGAUUGGAGCAGCUGUGCGCUCACGCUUAAGAUUGCAGCUGUCAUUGAUAUUGCACAGUGAAUACAGGUAAAGAUGAUGUGCGAAGUGAUGCCCACGAUCAGCGAGGACACGGCGAUGAGCCAGCGUGGCUCCCAGAGCAGCGCCUCCGACCCUGACUCGCAUUUUGAGCAGUUGAUGGUCAACAUGCUUGACGAGAGAGACCGUCUGUUGGACACCCUGAGAGAGACACAAGAAAGCCUGGCCCUCUCCCAGCAGCACCUGCAGGACGUCAUCUAUGACCGGGACUCACUGCAGCGUCAGCUCAGCUCCGCACUGCCACAGGAGUUUGCCGCCCUGACGAAAGAGUUGAACGCCUGCAGGGAACAGCUGCUGGAGAAGGAGGAGGAGAUUUCAGAGCUGAAGGCCGAAAGGAACAACACCAGACUGCUAUUGGAGCAUUUGGAGUGUUUGGUUUCGAGGCAUGAACGUUCCCUACGUAUGACUGUGGUGAAACGACAAGCUCAGUCUCCUUCUGGGGUCUCCAGUGAGGUGGAGGUCCUCAAAGCCCUUAAAUCCCUCUUUGAGCACCACAAAGCACUGGAUGAGAAGGUACGAGAGAGAUUGCGGGUGUCACUAGAGAGGGUCUCUGCCUUGGAGGAGGAGCUGACCGCAGCCAAUCAGGAGAUUGUGGCCUUAAGAGAGCAGAAUGCACACAUUCAGAGGAAGGUGGCGUCAGGAGAAGGGGCCGAGGACUUGUUGGAGGGAACCGAUGCUCAGAAAGUUCAUGGCAAGCGGUUGUCUAACGGGUCGAUGGAGUCGGGGGACGAGGCCAGUCAGGUGGUGGAGCUGCAGGAGCUGCUGGAGAAGCAGAACUAUGAGCUGGCGCAGAUGAAGGAGCGCAUGUCCUCGCUGUCCUCCCGUGUGUCCGAGGUGGAGCAGGAGCUGGAGACGGCUAGAAAAGACCUCAUCAAGAGCGAAGAUAUGAACAACAAGUACCAGAGAGAUAUUAAAGAGGCUAUGUGUCAGAAAGAAGACAUGGAGGAACGGAUAGUGACUCUUGAGAAGCGCUAUCUCAGUGCCCAGAGAGAGUCCACAUCACUACAUGACAUCACAGACAAGCUGGAAAACGAACUGGCCAAUAAGGAGGCUUUCCUCAGACAGAUGGAGGAGAAGAACAGGCAGUUACAGGAGCGGCUGGAGUUGGCGGAACAGAAGCUCCAGCAGACCAUGAGGAAAGCUGAGACUCUGCCUGAAGUCGAGGCUGAGCUAGCACAGAGGAUAGCAGCUCUCACUAAGGCGGAGGAGAGACACGGCAGUAUCGAGGAGCGUAUGAGACAUUUAGAGGGACAGCUGGAGGAGAAGAACCAGGAACUGCUCAGGGCUCGACAGAGAGAGAAGAUGAAUGAGGAACACAACAAGCGUCUGUCGGACACUGUGGACAGACUCUUGACCGAGUCGAAUGAACGUUUACAGCUUCACCUGAAAGAGAGAAUGGCCGCUCUUGAGGAUAAAAAUGUGUUAAUACAAGACUCUGAUAACUACAGGAAGCAGUUAGAAGACUCCAUACAGGAAAAGUCUCAUCUCUCGGAGGAGAUCGAGAAACUGAGAUCUGAACUGGAUCAGUACCGAUUGAGGGCCGGAUCCCUUACUGAGCCCACGCUGUCACGGUCUCAUCUGGAUGCAUCUGGAGAUCUGCGCUUCUCUCUGGGUUCUCUUGCUGAGACGCAAUCUGACCAUUAUCGCUCCACCAAGGUGAUCCGCAGGCCCAGGAGAGGACGCAUGGGGCUACGUAGGGACGAACAGAAGGCUAAGUCUCUGGGAGAGCACGAAUGGCGCUCUCAGCAACUUGGCGUUCUGGGCGGACACCCGUUCGAGAGCGACACGGAGAUGUCGGAUAUCGAUGACGACGACAGAGAGACCCUUUUCAGUUCGAUGGAUUUACUGUCUCCUGGAGGACAUUCAGAUGCUCAGACUCUGGCAAUGAUGCUGCAAGAACAACUAGAUGCCAUCAAUAAAGAGAUCCGGCUGAUCCAGGAAGAGAAGGAGUCAACAGAACUGAGGGCAGAGGAAAUCGAGAACCGCGUGGCCAGCGUGAGCUUGGAGGGGCUGAACCUGGCGCGGAUGCACCAUCCCGGAGCCUCCAUCACUGCCUCGGCCACCGCAUCCUCCCUCGCCUCCUCCUCCCCUCCCAGCGGACACUCCACCCCCAAACUCACCCCGCGCAGCCCUGCCCGCGACAUGGAGCGCAUGGGGGUCAUGACACUGCCCAGUGACUUGCGGAAACACAGGAGAAAGAUCGCAGCGGUGGACGAGGACGGUCGAGAGGAUAAGGCCACCAUCAAAUGCGAGACCUCGCCACCUCCCACACCUCGCCAAGUCCGCAUGACCCACACGCUGCCUGCUUCUUCGCACAAUGACGCACGCCUGACGGCUGCAUUAGAGACGGAGGCCAGUGCUCUGAGCAGUGUAGCCAGCAGUCAAGACUCCCUCCAUAAACAGCCAAAGAAGAAGGGCAUCAAAUCCUCCAUCGGACGUCUGUUUGGGAAGAAAGAGAAGGCCAGACUGGGGCAGCUGGGGAAAGAUAUUAUGGGACCAGGACAAGUAGGGAAUGUAUCCGAUCCUGAGCUUCUAGGUCAGGAUAUUGCGAUGGGAAAGCUGGGAACACAGGCGGAGAAAGAUCGCAGGCUUAAAAAGAACGGGUAAGUUUAGUUUGUGUUGCCGAGACUUGCUGCAUUUUCCACUGUCGAUGCUCUGUCCGUGUCUGUCGUCAUGCUCCUAAAGUGUGUGUCUAUCUUCAGGGGGGUCCGACGCAUUUCCUUUCUGUCCAUCCAGAGACCCCCACCUCUGCCUUUCUUUUUCAUUUGACUGUAAAUGUGAUUCUCCCCCUCUGCAGUUCUAUAGAGGAUGCAUCUCUGCCUGGAGAGAGAAUGUGUGCCUUUAUAACAACCUGUUCUCGAUCUGCCAUGCCGAGGCCUUUCUCCUCUCGUGUACGUGUGCGUGCGCGUGUCCGUGCGUGCGUGUGUGCAUCAUGUGCCGUAUUCAAUAACCAGGUCUCGUCUCUGGUUAUGGACUGUGAACUCAUUGACUUCUUCCCUGCUCUUUUUUUCUUUUCAUUUUGUUUUCUCUCAUAACUGUUUCUCUCCCUCCCCAGCUACAGUAUGUUCAGAAGAAGUCACUCAUACGCAUUACAUUCGACCUGAACAUAUGCAGUUCAACACGUAAAGAUGAGGAGAGAUACAUCAUAACCACCAUCACCACAAAGGCCUUAUUGCCUUUACAGCACACAGACAUGAAAGUUCACGGCGACAGGACAGUUCCCCUUUGACACGGUGGCGGUGCUCAAUCCGGUUUUUCCAUCAAAGAAAAUUAAACCUGCCGGUUUAAACCGGGAACUAGUCUCGCGUAGACAGACUUUAAAGUCGGCAAGAAAUAAUAUUUAACCCAAUUUAUUUUCUAAAUGCAUGUUACUGUUCUUAUUGUGACUGAUUCAUCUGUGCAUAUGUUAAAUUAUGCCAUUUACCUAAGUAUGUAAAAAAAAAAAAUCCCUUUCUUACAAUUGACUGCUAGUUCUCAUUCAGAUCCAGUGGACUGAAACAACUCAGUUUCACUUGGAUGCAUGUGACAAUGUGGAAAAAAAGAUCCGUCGUUACUUCUGACUUUAACCGUCAGCAUAAAGUGUGGUCCAUUUUAUUAGCUUUUAUUUACAGCUUAUUCAGGCAAGAGUCGCCCUGACAAACCACAUUUUCUUUCAGAUACUAAAAUAGAACAUCAUGGGAAAAGUGCUUGUUAACUUUCAAUGUUUUUUUUUUUUGUUGUUGUUCCGAAAAUAACUUUUUACAAUGUCACAUUUUGCUUUGGCAUGCCAAUAUUUCAAAAAGGAUCUAAACGUGUUAGUAAAAGUGCCUUUCAUGCACCUUUAUGUUCCAGGAUUUAUCUCAUACCAGCAUUGACGAAAUGGAUGACGAACAGCUCCACGGGUUUAUCGUAACCACCAGCUUCAGUUGUUCAACUAAGCUACAUGAAAACAUUUUUUUUUUAAAUGGAAUGCUAACAUAUGUUUCCAAAACUAGGAAUAAGAUGGCUUAUUCGAAUUUACGGCUUACACGUUACAUAGUAAAAAAAAAAGUAAUUUCCGUCGACUCUCGAAUAAAAACAAUCCACCUUCCGCAUAGAACCGGAUCUGGCACCAUCAUCGGCACCACUUUGGUGCAAAAGAGAUAUCAGUGGUCACGUAAGCGGUUUUGAGAUUUGAUUUGUGCAGACAGAACCAUAUCAUUCACUACAGCACGUGUCAGUACUGUACUCGACUCUUCAAGUGGCCUUACCGUACACCCCA
This is a messenger RNA of Sinocyclocheilus grahami, 4481 nucleotides long. It is a transcript of the gene ppfia2, whose product is annotated as PTPRF interacting protein alpha 2. Bases 239 to 2848 code for a protein of 869 amino acids. The record is from RefSeq and is a predicted model, not a curated record. NCBI's taxonomy places the organism in Eukaryota, Metazoa, Chordata, Actinopteri, Cypriniformes, Cyprinidae. Gene Ontology annotation, biological process: synapse organization. Gene Ontology annotation, cellular component: presynaptic active zone. The transcript has 21 exons.